Messenger RNA from Phaethon lepturus (White-tailed tropicbird), 528 nucleotides. RefSeq names its product chromosome unknown open reading frame, human C2orf43 (gene LDAH). Gene Ontology annotation, cellular component: lipid droplet. Gene Ontology annotation, molecular function: lipase activity. The record is from RefSeq and is a predicted model, not a curated record. Gene Ontology annotation, biological process: lipid storage. The coding region runs from base 1 to 528 and encodes 175 amino acids. The transcript has 3 exons. NCBI's taxonomy places the organism in Eukaryota, Metazoa, Chordata, Aves, Phaethontiformes, Phaethontidae.
AUGGCCCGACAGGUUCUUCGCUCGGUGCUGCUCUUCCCGACGAUAGAGCGAAUGGCUCAGUCCCCGCAAGGAAAGCUCAUGACCCCUUUGCUGUGCAAACUGCGUUACGUUCUGUACAUGCCCGUCUACCUGCUGUCCUUCCUGCCAGAGGGAGUCAAAGCCUCCCUGGUGCGCUUUGCUCUGCGCGGAAUGAAGACCUGUGAUGAAUCUUCCAUAACAACCUCCAUAAAUCUCUUCAGCGUGGACUGCAUUGCCAACAUCUUGUAUAUGGCAAGCCAAGAAAUGAUGAAGGUUGUGGAGAGGGACAGUACAACCAUAAAGCAAAAUUUAAAGAAGCUGAUUUUUUACUAUGGAACUGGAGACAGCUGGUGUCCACAACACUACUAUGAUGAGAUCAAAAUGGAUUUUCCAGACGGAGACAUUCGACUUUGUGAGAAAGGGCUCCGUCACGCCUUUGUGCUAGAUGCCAGCAAGGAGAUGGCUGCCAUGAUUACAGACUGGUUACAGGAUGAUCUGACCAAGUUAUAA